UCAUGUAUUUUAACAUAAAGCAAAAUUUCAAGCGCAAAAUUGAAAUGCGUGUUUUUUCAUGCGUGCUUUCUAAUGCACUGUGAUGACGGGAUAGAUUGUAACCACAGUUCUCUUUACUUGACGCUACAGUUUAGGAACUAGAUUUCAAAACAACGUUUAUCUGAGGUAAAAAAAGUCUGAAGCGCAUAUAAGCACAGUAGCUGGUUAUAUAUGCCACUGCAUUUUUUGCACGACCCGCUCCCAUAUGGAGCCGAGGGCAUCCUCCAGAGAUUAGGGUUCAUGUCCAUCCUAAACUGUUUGUUUACUCACAUCCCCAAGUGUUGUCGUCUAUCUGAACUCCUUAGCAUAACGUCUUUUGCCCCACUCGUUUCUGACAGGCAUUCAGUCAGAUGAAUGUGUAAACAGAAGGGCGGUCUCAGGUGAGAGGCUUGAGUUUCACCGGCUUCCGAAGUGUUAUAAUUGAGCCUUCAGAGUUCAUUGAUCAGUCAGAGAGAUUGGCCGUGCUGGAAACUUAUCAGAUCUUUGUUUUGUUUUUUAUCGAGUGUUUCUUAAGAAUGAACGAGCACUUUCUAGGGGGUUUGGUGCCACUUUGGUUGAACUUUUAAGUCCUGUUGGACACCUUUAGGAGCGUGUUAAACAUGGAGGAACUAAAAGCCCCCGUGGGCUUUUUCCACAAGUCCUCAUUCAGCAUCAGCAGCUUACUGCUCCGACACGAGGGCGCGAGAACCGACACUAUCGCCGCGCCCGAAGCGCUGCGCUCCCGUGCCGCAAAGCCGCCCACCCGCUCCAAUCAGUCAAGCGACGGAAAAGACAAGCCGAAUCGAGAGCGGAACGAAUUAGGGAACAGACCGGAUAAAAAAGAGGUAGCUGGAGAGUCCAAGUGCGAAGUAACUGAUGGACAGGAAAAGAAGAGUAAACCCGACAAGCCUCCGUUCAGCUAUAACGCGCUUAUCAUGAUGGCCAUCCGCCAGAGUCCGGAGCGACGGCUCACCCUCAACGGCAUCUACGAGUUCAUCAUGGGAAACUUCCCGUACUACCGAGAAAACAGGCAGGGCUGGCAGAACUCCAUCCGACACAACUUGAGCCUCAACAAGUGCUUCGUCAAGGUCCCGCGCCACUACGACGACCCUGGAAAAGGCAACUACUGGAUGCUGGACCCGUCCAGUGAUGAUGUGUUCAUCGGCGGAACCACCGGAAAGCUCAGGCGCCGGUCUACAGCGGCGUCCCGAGCCAAGCUGGCCAUGAAGAGAGGCGCGCGGCUGUCCUCCACCUCCACCGCCGCCGGACUGGCGUUCGCAGGCUCGUUUUACUGGCCCGUCCCGCCGUUCGUGACCCUCCAGCAUCGUCAUCCGAACCCCGCGACUCACCACAACAACUACGCCGCGUCCGUUCUGUCCCAAAGCUCGCGUCACUUCAGCUCGGUCAGUCCCGCUGCGGAAAGACUUCUUCUCCCGUCCGGCCAAGAGGCAGCUUAUUAUGGGAUGGGUUGUGAACAGAUGACCUCCACCUCCUCCUUCACCGCAUCUGCCUCUGUGCCUCUUCCUCUCUCCGCGCCCUGCUCUUUUAAUUUACUCUCCAAUCAGUCCAGUUACUUUUACUCUCAUCAGGUGCCUCACACAACGGGACUGUCACCCUGGUCGCAGGAGGAAUCGUACCUCUCCAAAACAUCUCCUUCUGGACAGUUUUUCCCGGGAAAGCCAUCUGCUUCAACUGAAUAUAUUGGAGGACUAUGUACAGACAUUCCCAAUUAUUUUCCUCAUUUUAACACAGCCAGCUCCAUGCACUGAAAAACUUGCAAUUUGUUUUUUUUAGCUGUUUGAUAAAAAGCUUUUUUUUUUUUAAAUCUCUUAA
Labeo rohita (rohu) is the source of this 1851-nucleotide messenger RNA. RefSeq names its product forkhead box G1c (gene foxg1c). Gene Ontology annotation, biological process: regulation of transcription by RNA polymerase II. Gene Ontology annotation, molecular function: DNA-binding transcription factor activity; sequence-specific double-stranded DNA binding. The transcript has a single exon. Bases 639 to 1787 code for a protein of 382 amino acids. Gene Ontology annotation, cellular component: nucleus. Lineage: Eukaryota; Metazoa; Chordata; Actinopteri; Cypriniformes; Cyprinidae. The record is from RefSeq and is a predicted model, not a curated record.